Messenger RNA from Gymnogyps californianus (California condor), 914 nucleotides. Its product is annotated as translation initiation factor IF-2-like. The transcript has 4 exons. The record is from RefSeq and is a predicted model, not a curated record. Lineage: Eukaryota; Metazoa; Chordata; Aves; Accipitriformes; Cathartidae. The coding region runs from base 1 to 843 and encodes 280 amino acids.
AUGGGCGGCCGCAGCCGGCAGGCGGGAACCGGGGGCGACGCCAUCUCCCGGCCGCCCGGGCGGCCUCGGGGCGCCGGCUGGUUUUUUCUCCCCAGCUCUUGCCCGGAGCGCUGCCGGCAGGACAGACCCUCCGGCCUGGCGCUGGCUCUGCCGGAGCCGGGGAGAGCUCGGACCGCUCAAAGCGUGCUGUGGUGGGAGCAGAGGCCGCUGCAGGGACCCACGCCGGCUCCUGCAGCCCCGUGGGCGAGACGGUGGAGCCGGCCUGGCCGGGCACGGGCAGCGACGGCCAUCCCGGUGCCAGGCGGCUGUGCCGACGCGUGGGGAAGGCUCAUCCCGGUGCCCGGGCGAGGAGCACAGCCCCGAGGCGGUGAGCGCCGGGGGACACCGGCGGCGAGGACGUGCCCGGUGAGGGACGGACGGACGGAUGGACGGAGGACCCCAGCCACGCCGGGAGCUGCGGAGCCCCCAGGAAGAAGCCGGGCUGCCUGCGCCCAGGCCGACGCUGCCGCCUGCCCCGCUCCUGGCUGGGGACAGCCCUGCCUCGCCCGGCCGGUGACGCCGCGGCUCCAGCUCAGUUGUUUGGGCCCCCGUUUGUUUUGGGUCCCGUUCCAAUUGCCGGUGCCGUCGGUUUGGUCGUGCGGGCUCCUGUCUGUUGCUGCUCCAGCUCGUGGACGGCUCCAGUUCCGUUUGCAGGCCCAGCUCAGCUUUGGUUCCUGUUCCAGCUCGUGGACGGCUCCGGCUCAUUUCCAUGCCCGCUUGCGGAUGGUUCCAGCUCGAGUUUGGCUGCAGCUCCCGCUCCUCGCCACUUCCAGUUGGUCUGCGGCUCCAGCUCGUGCUUGUUAAAACGAUCUUGGCUUUUGGCAAGGUCGUAAAUCAAUCACUGUCUUCACUUGCAUAUGAAUAUUAAAUGUCAU